GAGAGAGAGAGAGAGAGAGAGAGCGUUCUGAGCAGAAUAUCAGGGGGAUUUUGAAGUUCUGGUUCUGGAACAGACGGGUCGGACUCCUGGACCUGCAGAUCCUCACACACUGUCUCAGGGUCUGUAGUCAGGGGUUUUAAUCAGGAGGCGUCAGGAUCCACACAGAGCACUGAUCUCAGGUCAGUCUGCUUCAUAAGGACAGAGAGUGAAGCAGCAACGUGGAGUUUCACCAUCAUCAUCAUCAUCAUCUUCAUCAUCAUCACUGAGCAGCUGUGUGUGUGUGUGUGUGUGUGUGUGUGUGUGUGUGUAAGCUGCAGGAUGGCGAGUGAUGGCUCUGAUCUCUGCUCACUUCCGAGUCCUGUAGUGCGUCACAUCGAUAAACACUUCCUGAUGUGCAGCAUCUGUCUGGAUCACUACCACAAACCCAAAGUGCUGCCGUGUCUACACACCUUCUGUCAGAGGUGUCUUCAGAGCUUCGUCCCAUUCAACAGCCUCGUCCUGUCGUGUCCUGUCUGCCGUCAGACCUCUGUCCUCCCAGAGAAGGGUGUGGCUGCAUUACAGAGCAACUUUUUAAUCACUAACCUGAUGGAGGUGCUAAAGGGUCCGGACUCGGGACUCGGAGAUGAAGACUUACUGCAGGACGUCAACACUGUGAGCUCGGAACAACCGCUGAACUGUCCCAACCAUGGAGACAACGUGAUGGAGUUUUACUGUACAGAGUGUAAGACAGCUGUGUGUGAGGAGUGCAGCAGUAAUGACCACGCCCAACAUGCAGCCGUCCCCCUCACACAAGCCCUCACGCAGCACAGAGCUUCACUGCUGCAGCACCUUAACGCUGUCAGGAGCAGACUGCCAGAGAUCGACUCAGCACUGCACAAGCUGUCUGAGAUUCUGGAGCAGCUGAACAGUCAGAAGAGCUCAGUCGAGGAGAACAUCCACACCACGUUCAGUGAGCUGCAGAAGAUGUUGGAUGUGCGGAAGAGUGUGCUGCUGAUGGAGGUGGAGGUGAACUACACCCUGAAACACAAGGUGCUUCAGGCGCAGUUAGCAGUGCUGCUGCAGGAGCAGGAGGACAUGUGCACCAGCUGCAGUCUUACAGAACAAGCGUUACUCAGCGGCUCCGAGGCCGAGGUGAUGCUGCUGGAGAAGCAGCUGAGUGAGCACCUGAGUGACCUGGCGACUCGUGAACUUCAUCUACGGCCUGAAGAGAAUGGGCAGCUGAGCUUCACAGCAGAAACUGAUGGUCUGUGCAGCUCCAUACGCCGUCUGGGUUCCGUCAUCACUGGCAGCGCUGUGGCAGGUGGAACAGUGGCGAGCGGAGAGGGACUGCGGCGCUGCGUGGUGGGCCGACCCACCUCCGUCACCGUCACCUCGAAGGACAGAGACGGUACACCGUGCCAGACAGGGGGCGCUCCUCUCUCGGCUGAGCUGAAUGGUGCCGAUGGUACUCCGGUGGGAGAAGGUGAAGUUGUAGACCACAAAGACGGCACGUAUGAGAUACAGUACACGCUGUCACGUGAGGGACAGUACAUGCUGGCAGUGCGCCUGUAUGGACAGCACAUCCGCGGGAGUCCGUUUAGCAUCCGGGCCACUAAACAUACGCAGGAAUCUGACACGUCCAGUGGUGCCAAGAAACGCCUGCAGUCACCAGGGAGCGGCCACAUGAAAUCACGAGCCAUCAGGAGCCCCAGCAGCAUGUACAGCUCAGGGAGGGUCAGGGGCACUGGCACAGAGGACGACCUCAUUCUCAGAAUAGGGACUAAAGGGAGAAACAGGGGUGAAUUUGCUAACCUGCAGGGCGUGGCCGCUUCAGACACUGGGCACGUUUUAAUAGCAGACAGCAACAAUCAGUGUGUUCAGGUAUUCUCUAAUGAAGGACAGUUUAAGAGUCGAUUCGGGAUAAGGGGACGGGCUCCGGGGCAACUCCAGCGGCCCACCGGCAUCACCAUCCACCCCAACGGUGACAUCAUUGUUGCUGACUACGACAGCAAAUGGGUCAGCGUUUUCUCCAGCAACGGUAAAUUUAAGAAUAAGAUCGGCUCCGGGAAGCUGAUGGGCCCGAAGGGCGUGGCCGUGGACCGCAGCGGGAACAUCAUUGUUGUGGAUAAUAAAUCCUGCAGCAUUUUGGUCUUCAAUCCCAACGGCAAACUCAUCCGCAAGUUCGGCACUCGGGGAAACGGGGACAAACAGCUAGCAGGUCCCCACUUUGCAGCAGUGAAUCAGAACAAUGAGAUUAUUGUGACUGAUUUCCACAAUCACUCGGUGAAGGUGUUUAAUGCAGAGGGAGAGUUCCUGUUGAAGUUCGGCUGUAGCGGUGAGGGAAAUGGUCAGUUUAACGCUCCUACUGGAGUCGCUGUGGAUUCACAUGGAAACAUCAUCGUAGCAGACUGGGGGAACAGCCGCGUACAGGUGUUCGACAGCAGGGGCACAUUCCUGUCCUUCAUUAACACUUCAGCAGAUCCUCUGUUCGGCCCUCAGGGUCUCGCCAUCACCUCCGACUCUCACGUCCUCGUGGCGGAUUCAGGGAACCACUGCUUUAAAGUUUACCGCUACCCCCAGUGACACUCCUAAUCCCUCAUCCCUCCAUCCCCUCAUCGCUCCAUCCCCUCAUCCCCCUAACCCCUCAUCCCCCUAACCCCUCAUCCAUCCAUCCCCUCAUCCCUCCAUCCCCUCAUCCCCCUAACCACUUAUCCCCCAACCCAUCAUCCACCUAACCCCUCAUCCCUCCAUCGCCUAGUC
This is a messenger RNA of Clarias gariepinus (North African catfish), 2739 nucleotides long. It is a transcript of the gene trim2a, whose product is annotated as tripartite motif containing 2a. Gene Ontology annotation, biological process: proteasome-mediated ubiquitin-dependent protein catabolic process; protein polyubiquitination; negative regulation of translation. Gene Ontology annotation, molecular function: zinc ion binding; ubiquitin protein ligase activity; protein binding. The record is from RefSeq and is a predicted model, not a curated record. The transcript is spliced from 13 exons. Lineage: Eukaryota; Metazoa; Chordata; Actinopteri; Siluriformes; Clariidae. The coding region runs from base 319 to 2562 and encodes 747 amino acids.